This is a messenger RNA of Drosophila innubila, 795 nucleotides long. RefSeq lists its product as uncharacterized. The record is from RefSeq and is a predicted model, not a curated record. The transcript has 3 exons. Lineage: Eukaryota; Metazoa; Arthropoda; Insecta; Diptera; Drosophilidae. Bases 44 to 754 code for a protein of 236 amino acids. Gene Ontology annotation, molecular function: lysozyme activity.
GCAUUAAAUUAAGUACUCCGAUUAAUUUAGUCGCUGACUUGAGAUGACCACGAUUUCUAAUGGAAGUGCGGCUCAGAAUACUGCUGGGGAGGCUGCUCAUGUGGAGCUGUCACACGAGGAGGCAAAUGCAGGGCAGCAAAGAUUCAGCAAACACGACAAGUGCCGCAUUAGAAACCUUCUGAGUGCAGCUGCCAUUUUCUUUGCCCUCAUGCUCAUUGUAGGUGCUAUCAUUUUGCACACAAACCAGAAGAGUCACUUUGGACGAAUGAACAUCGAUCUGGGCAAGAAGUUCCAGCAGCAGCAAAAGCAGCAGGAGAAUGUCACUGAUAUAAUACUUCCUUUUGAAGUAGUUACUGCACCAGCUGUGGCUGCCCUGAGCACAGAGCUGGUUAAUGAGGAUUGUCUAGAGUGCAUUGCGUUCACAGCCACCGCCAACAAGCCGACAAUGUGUAGCAAAUCCCCAUGCGGCAUCUAUCGCAUCUCUCGUCCUUUCUGGCAGGAUGCAACGCGUACAGUGACGGCAGCUGGAGUCGAGGAUUAUGAGGGCUGUGUAACAAAUCCCGACUGUGGAGCGGCGAUAGUGAAGGGUUAUAUGAAGAGCCAUCCUGUGGAUUGCGAUGGUGACGGAGUGAUUUCAUGCAAGGAUCGUAUAAUGUUGCACAUACUAGGACCCACAGGCUGUAGAACGAAACCACUGCCGGGCAUUUUCCUGACGAGAAUGGACGAGUGUCUGAGAUUGAAAAUGUUUGAAUAGAAAAAAAGCACUCCGAGGGGAGUAUUCGCAUGUGUGAGAAA